This is a messenger RNA of Emiliania huxleyi CCMP1516, 1242 nucleotides long. RefSeq lists its product as hypothetical. Bases 1 to 1242 code for a protein of 413 amino acids. Lineage: Eukaryota; Haptophyta; Isochrysidales; Noelaerhabdaceae. The record is from RefSeq and is a predicted model, not a curated record. The transcript is spliced from 7 exons.
AUGGCGCCACCCGCAACCGACCGGCGCACCCCUCUCUCUGAUGGCGCAGGCCAAAUGGUGCCGGACGACUCGAAGCCGCACCUCGCCGACCACCAGUUCGUGUCGCCGCAGACGACGGUGCUGCAGGCGCCCACACCGCUGCGUGCGCCCCUCACCACGGAGUCCACCGAACCUCACGUCUCGCCCGCGGAGUUCCUAUCCGUCACCUAUUACCACGUCGCGGCGAUCCUCGACCCUGCCGACGAGGCGAGUCGCCAGCGCCGUCUUUGCGAUUCGCUUUGCCUCGGUGGCAGGCUCCGUGUCUGCGCCCAUGGCCUCAACGGCGCACUGACGGGCGGCGCGGAGGCGGUGCGGCAGUACAUCGAGUGGGUUGAGGAGCGGCACGAGCCUCGCCCGCAGCGCGCCAUCGACUGGAAGCUCGCUCCCGUCUCCGGGUCCGAGCUCUUCGUCGGCCUCAGCGCGCCGCACGUGUCUCCGGCCGACUUCCACCGCCUCCUCGAGGAGGAGGCGGCGGUGCGCGACCCGUCCGCCCCUGCCGGCAACCCUCCCCCUCUCGUGCUGCUCGACGUGCGGAACGGGCGCAGACGACCGGCGGCGUCGGCGAUGCGCGCCAGAGGCGGCGAGGGAGGCGGCGAGGGAGGCGGCGAGGGCUGCAGCGAGGCCGGCGGCGGCGGGGAGGGGGAGGGCGAGGGCGGCGUCUACCAGCUGCGGGGCGGCAUCGUGCGCUACCUCGAGGAGCACAGCGACGGCGGCUGGUACCGCGGCUCCAACCUGCUCUUCGACCCUCGCCGCACGCAGCGGCCGUCGGCUGGCGGCGGCGGAGUGGUCGGCGAGUGCAUAGUCUGCUCUGCCGGCGCGGACAGCUACGAGAGCGGCGCGCGCUGCCGCCGCUGCCGCGCCUUGCUGCUGCUCUGCGCGCGUUGCAGCGGCGGCGAGGUCGCGGCGGAGGCUGCUGCCGCUCCGGCGGUGCGGUUCCGGUUUGUGCUCUGUUGCGGCGGUUUCGUCGGCGCCGCUCCGGAGCUGGGCGCGCUCUACGAGCGUUCGGCGCCGAUCGCGAUGCCUUCCCUGCACGUGGUCGGAGAGGGGGACGGCGUAGCGCCGGGUGGCGGCGGCGAGGAGCUUGUCCGCCUCUUCUGCCCCGCGAGGGCGGAGGUGGUGCGGCACGGAGGAGGCCACUUCAUGCCCGCCGGCAAACGCUUCGUUGAGCGGUACGUCGAGUUCCUCGAUGCGCAAAGGGAAUGA